AACUGUGCUAAAUUCUGCAACAAGUGUGGAAUGACAGGUACAAUGACUGGAACAGGUGGAACUAUGACUGGAACAGGUGGAACAAUGACUGGUACAGGUGGAACAAUGACUGGCACAGGAACAGGUGUACCUAUGACGGGUACUGGAGCAGGUGGAACUAUGACUGGUACAGGUGGAACUAUGACUGGUACAGACGUAUAUCCCGUUCCCGUGCUUCCAGGUGGAUCGAUGACAGGAACAGGAGGGUCGGGUGUGUAUACUGGAACAGGAGGGACUGGGGGUACAGAUGGAAGUGGAGCAGGCGGUUUUGGUGUUCCUGGUGGAUCAGGGUCGGGUGUAUAUACUGGAACAGGAGGGACAGGGGGUACAGAUGGAAGUGGAACAGGCGGUUUUGUUGUUCCUGGUGGAGCAGGGACGGGAGUGUAUACUGGACCAGGAGGGACAGGGGGUACAGGAGGAACAAUGACCGGAGGAACAGGAACCAUGACUGGGGGAACAGGAAUGUGUGCUGAUAAACUCAACAACUGCGCUAGCUACGGCAAAGCUGUCUGUACCGACGCUACUUAUGCUGGUUGGGUCAAGGAGAACUGCCCAGCUUACUGCGGACAGUGUGGCACUAUGACCAGCGGAGGAACAAUGACCGGCGGCGGCACAAUGACUGGAGGUGCCGGUGGUGUUUACUAUCCCUCCGGAGGCGGAAUGACCGGAACUGGAACUGGUGGUACAAUGACCGGAACUGGUGGUGGAAUGACUGGAACUGGUGGUGGAAUGACUGGAACAGGAUCCGGUGGAACUAUAACACAUACAUCUACAGGUUGUGUAUACAAGGGUCAGGUUUACCAACAAGGACAAAGCUGGAAGGAUGGGUGUACCUACAGAUGCACGUGUGCUGAUGCCACCACAGGAAAAUACACGUGCACAGGACUCUGUGUACAAUGGAAUCUUCCAUCAUCUUGUCGCUUGAAUCCUCCUGCUGCUGGAAAAUGUUGUCAGACACCUAACUGCCCACCUACCGUACAAAUCCAGUACCCUCCAAACUACGUUGAGGAGUAGACUUCUGUUAAAUUCGAACAACAGCACUAUAAAAACAUUUAAUUAUUA
Molecule: messenger RNA, 1101 nt
Organism: Saccostrea cuccullata (small rock oyster)
Lineage: Eukaryota; Metazoa; Mollusca; Bivalvia; Ostreida; Ostreidae
Product: putative per-hexamer repeat protein 5
Exons: 23
Coding region: 31-1053 (340 amino acids)
Molecular function (GO): protein binding
Source: RefSeq, a predicted model, not a curated record